Messenger RNA from Schistocerca piceifrons (Central American locust), 1627 nucleotides. Its product is annotated as peripheral-type benzodiazepine receptor-associated protein 1-like. NCBI's taxonomy places the organism in Eukaryota, Metazoa, Arthropoda, Insecta, Orthoptera, Acrididae. The transcript is spliced from 9 exons. The coding region runs from base 227 to 1627 and encodes 466 amino acids. The record is from RefSeq and is a predicted model, not a curated record.
UCCGCCUCACUGCGACACGUCGCGGCGCAGCGCCGACCUCCACGCCGAACUGGAGGAUCAACUGGCUCGUGUGCUGGAGAAAAACACUGAGUUAACAAUCCAGAACACUGAUUUGCAGAAGCAAGUGCAGCACUUGCAGAAUGUGAAUGCCAGCGAUGGUCGCAGCCUCCCAGGUCUGGCCUCGGCCAGCAAGCCUGGGGACACUCUGGAGUCUAUUCUUAAGCAAAUGCGAGAGGCAGCUGACAAACGCAAGGAACUCGAAAGAGAACAUGCUGAGGCCCUCACACAGCUCCGAGAAAAACAGAAUGAAGCACAGAGGCUCACGAAACAGAGGGAUGCAUCUUCUAGAGAAAAAAGCAAGUCAUAUGAGACUAUUGAAGCUCUGCAGUCAAAAAUCCGUGAACUGGAAAAGAAAACGGAGCUUCAGAAUGUCCGCCAUGAAGAGCUUCUCCUUGAAAUGGCAAGCAUCAAACGAUCAGCACAAAGUGCUAACACAGCACUGGCAGCAGCAGCUGCUGCUGCUGCUGUCAACCACAACUCUCCUGAGUCAGGGCAUUCAACACCAGACUCUGCAAGGGUUGAUGGCGGUGGGAGUGCAGGUCCAAAUCGCCCAGCAGUCAUGACAUCAUCUGCACUUGACAACCUUGGUGACAUGCACCAAACCACCUCACGAGUAUUGCCACAUGGGCGCCCAUCUAGUCAACCUGGUUGUGGAGUAGCAGGCUUCCCUAGCGGCAUUCAGCAGGCGAACAGCCUCCCUUCCUCCUACCCUCCAUCAGGCUUCACUGCUACUGCUGGGGGGUACCGCUACGCCGUCCCGCCCGGUGAGCACGGAAAUCCAGCUCCAGUGCCAGCAGGCUUUGUAGAUAGCUGCAGCUCUACUGGCUACCGCAUGCAGUCGCAGAUGUUGCCCCCUACUGCUGGCUCAGGCCAGCUAUGGAAGGCUCCUUCGAUGUCGGAUCUGGCGGCGUUCAGUAGAAGUGGUGCUAAUUGUCGUGGUCCCCUUCCUCCCUCAUCCCUGCCUCUCCCUCUGACGGCUGCAGCCGACGCUCCAGGAUCGGGCACACACGCACAAGCUGGGUCCGGCCCAUCUUUGGGCCAUCACACAUCACACCCCUCGCCUCAGCAGCAACAACCUGGGACAGCCACCUCCUCAGAAAUUGACCGCAUCAUGGCCAAGAUUGAACAGGAUAAUCGGAUUCUUGCUGAACUAGACAAGACACGAUCCACCAUAGGCCUGUCGAGCAAUUCAAGUAGCACAACAGCUGGAGGAAGUGUGUGUGCAGCAGGGAAUGUCACCAGUGGCACUACAGUACCCCUAGCCACACAGGCUGGGCAUGGUGAACAGAAUACACUUGCAUACGUCGGGGUGCCCAGUGCACAACCCUAUCAGGCACUGCCGGCUCCUCUGGGUACCCAGCCGCAAUAUGUAAUGCCUGUGCUAGCACCAGCUGCUCAACCAGGACCCCAGCAGCAGACCUAUGUGCCAACACACACAGCACGGCUUAUGCCGCAGAUACCGACAGCGGCAGCUGCUGCUACGGCAGGUGCAGCUGCUGGUAUACCUGGAAUACUAACAACACCGUAUGAUCUAGACAAUUGUCAGAUUAAGUUACAAGAAUUUUGA